AUGGAUUCGCCAAUGCAAGAUGACAACUAUGGUGGAGUCAUUCCGACUGCUUCCAGUGAGACAUUUCAGCUGCGAGGCUAUCAGGCUGAGAUGGUUGCAGAGAGCAUGAAAGACAACGUCAUUGUCGUCAUGGACACAGGCUCGGGAAAGACGCAUAUAGCCAUCGAACGAACACGAGCGGAGUUGGAAACGUGCGAACCCGGCCAGGUUGUCUGGUUUCUUGCGCCAACAGUUGCACUCUGCGAGCAGCAAUAUGAUGCCUUUCAAUCUAAUAUACCUGGGGUCGGACACCAGCUACUUUGUGGGAGAGAUGAUGUUGAGCUGUGGACGACCCAGGCAGAGUGGGACCGAGUACUUUUCAAUGUUCGCGUGGUCAUCUCAACACACGCGGUACUCCUUGACGCCCUCACGCAUGGUUUUGUCAAGUUGAGCAAGCUGGCUUUGCUAAUUUUCGACGAGGCACACCAUUGCACAUUGAAACACCCAGCUCACCUUAUAAUGUCCGAUUUCUACUUGCCUCAAUUGAAGAAUGGAGACAGCUCACUACCUAAAGUUCUUGGCUUGAGCGCAAGCCCUGUCAUGAAAGCAGCGGCUAGCGCAGAAGGGCUUCAGCAAAUUGAACAGAACCUGCAUGCGGCCAUAAAGACACCAAAGCUACACAGGUCCGAGCUGAUGCGGUAUGCGCAUAGACCUCAGCUACUGCAAAUCACUUACUCUUCGGACGCCUCGGGUCAAGAGCAUUCUCACCUGCUCCUUGCGUUGCAGCAUGUAUACCGCACGUAUGAUCUUGCGAAAGAUCCGUACGUGAUCGCAUUGUUGGACCAACAAAAGCGUGGUUUCGAUGUUUCUCGCCAAUUGACCAAAUUGUGGAAUAGUCAGAAGACUUAUUGCUACGAUCAAUUGAAACAGUUGGUAUCAAAAGCUGAGGCGAUGGCCAAAGAACUUGGGGUCUCUGCUAUGGAGUACUACUUACAUCAAUGCAUAGCCAAGUUCGACAACAUGACCCGCGGCUCAGACCAGCAGCUGCUGGACCUGACUGCCACCGAGAAGCAAUAUCUCUUGGAAAUAUUCCGGGCACUUCCCCUCCAAAGUCCUUCACCCAUACCUGCUACCAUGAUUGAGAAUUCGUCUCACAAAGUCAAUAAGCUUGUCGAUACUUUAGUAGCUGAAGCCAAUGGUACCCCAGGUUUUACCGGCCUUGUGUUUAUCGAGCAGCGGGUCUGGGUAGCAUCGCUCGCAGAGAUACUAGCAUGCCACCCACAUACCAAAGAUCUGCUACGGGUAGGGACAUUUGUCGGCUCGUCGAAGUCGUCCAAACAAAAGGCAAACAUAUCUGCUUUGGCAGAACCUAAGAAUCAGCAAACCACACUCGAUGACUUUCGCGCUGGUAUCAUCAACCUUGUUCUAGCCACAACGGUACUGGAAGAAGGUAUCGAUGUAUCCAGUUGUCAUCUCGUUGUGUGUUUCGAGAGACCCAAGAAUCUGAAAAGCUUCGUUCAACGACGAGGAAGAGCAAGGAAACAAGAAUCGCGUUAUCUGAUUUUCGUGCCCGAUACUGGAGAGGCACGGUCCUCGACGUCCUGGCAGUCGCUUGAGGCUGAGAUGAGGAAAGCAUAUGAGGACGAUAAGCGUCGAGUGCAGGCAGCGCAGAAAGCAGAACAUAUAGACGAGGUCGGAGAGCGGUACUUCAGGGUUCCAAAUACUGGCGCUCUGCUAACUCUGGAUAACGCCUCUCAACACCUCCAUCAUUUCUGCGCUCGUCUUGGGGGUAGCGCUUACGCCGAUACGCGACCAGAAGUCGAGUUUACAAACGACCGCGGCCAGAUCACCGCUGAGAUCACAUUGCCGCUCUCAGUUGAUCCCAAAGUGAGGAAAACCAAAAGCUUGGAGACCUGGAGGACAGAGCGCAUGGCUCAAAAAGAUGCUGCCUUUGGAGCAUAUAAGGCUUUGUAUUUGCACGGAUUGGUGAACGAAAAUCUUCUCCCUGUACAAGACGAAGAAGACGACGCAGCACAAUACCAGAUCCGGGACGAUCGCCCAUCCGUUGUGCCCGUUGCCCUAACUCUCGAUCCUUGGUUAAGUGUCGCACAGUCUCAUCAACAUGAACCCGAUAUAUGGUACCGUACCCUGCUUGAGGUAAAGGCGCCAGAUGAGGAGCCGAUACGUAUCAUACUGCUGACUCCUGUCGCCAUGUACGAAGUCCCUGAUAUGUUACUACAUUGGAACGAAUCCAAGCGGUACACAGUUACGAGCUCUUGUCUAUAUGGUACAUCACUGGCCGACAUAGGUAUUGGUCUGCUGCGCUCUAUCACGUGGAAGAUCUUGCACUCAGUCUUUGGAGUUCACAUCAAAGAAGGAGUUGACGACUUCCUCUGUCUACUUGCUCCGUGCGAUUCAUCAGGUUACAUGAUGACCGAGAGUGAACUCCAUGAAUGGCAUGCGACGACAAACGGCCAACAAUCAGCACACAGACUUCUGAUUCAAGGAAAUGUCAACAUAGCAAGCUGGGGUUUGACUAUGCAGCAAGGCGACGCUCGGAAAUUCAUGCCUAUGGCUAUCACGCCAUCAGAUUCUCCAGAUUUUUCGGGAGGAUACGAAACUUUGCUACGAGCUGUGCGGUUGCCUAAGCGUCGAGACUUCUUACAUGUUGUCUACCAAAGCGCGGACACGAACGACGCGUACACCAAGGUCGAAAGUCUUUUAGCUUCGACAUGUAUCGUCGAGAAUCUUCCUGCCAGAUUUGCCAUCUUUGCUUUACUGUUUCCAUCAAUCCUACACAGACUUGAGGUAUACAUGAUCGCGGAUACGCUUAGAACGACGUUACUAAAGCCAGCCGAAUUCGAAGCAUCAGACCUCCCAAUCAUCAUCACAGCACUCACCUCAUCCGCAGUCGAUGGAUGCAACAACUACCAAAGGAUGGAGUUUCUCGGAGACUGCAUCUUGAAGUUUAUGGCUUCUCUUCAUGUGAUGGCUGCAAAUCUGCUCAUGCCAGAGGGUAUGCUAACGGGGAAGAAAGGAAAGCUUGUCAGUAACGGAUAUCUAGCACGGGCCACAGUAGCUGCAGGUCUCGACAAGUUCAUCUUCUACAAGCGUUUCACAGGUGCUAAGUGGAAACCACGAUACAUUGGUCAGACACUCACUGGAACCGCGCCGCCAGUCAAGGAGGAGAAGUCGUCAAAACUGAUCGCCGACGUUAUAGAAUCACUCAUCGGAGCUUCAUACCUUGUUGGUGGGUUUUCAAAAGCUUUUGUGUGCAUGAAAGCUCUCCUACCGCUUGAGAAAUGGACGCCUGUUCCAAAGGCAAAUGAGAUACUCUAUGAAGCAGCUUCUUCUCAAGACAAAGUAGCGAACUUGGUGUUGCUUGAGCAGCUGUUAGGUCAUACGUUCAACAAGAAAGAACUUCUACUUGAAUCACUCACGCAUCCCACGUUCCGGGGCCCUAACGUCCAUUGCUCUUACGAGCGUUUCGAGUUUCUGGGGGACGCAGUGCUCGACUACAUCAUUUCAAAGCGGCUCUAUGCUCACAAACCAAGCCUUCCACAUUGGAAGAUGCAUGGUGUCCGAACGGCAAUGGUCAAUGCUGCAUUUCUGUCUUACUGCAUGUUCGAGACUACAGUAGCAGAGGAGUUGACAAACAAGGCGACCCUCCAGCCAGAGAUACAUCAGAGAGCUUUAUGGCAGUUCCUUCGAUCAUCGAGUGUGGAACUUAUCGCUGCGAGGACUAUAGCUUUACAAAAACAUGCCGAGACACGGGGUUUCAUCGCUGCCGCUCUAGCGCAGGACAACCGCUUCCCGUGGCAUGCCCUUUCACUCACUGAUCCACCCAAGUUCCUUUCCGAUAUAGUCGAGAGUGCUAUCGGCGCCCUCUAUAUCGAUUCUCAUGGCUCUAUAUCUGUCUGCGAAGAUUUCGUCCAUCGUCUUGGUAUCUUGCCAUGUCUCGAACGUAUCUUGCGCGACGGUGUAGACUGCUUGCAUCCGAAAGAGCGGAUCAAUACCCUUGCUGCUAACAAGGGUAUCAAGUACGUUCGUAUUCCGAGCGACGAAGAAGGUAACAAGAACGAGACACAAGGUUCUGAGCGAGGGUAUAGAGUUCAGGUUCGCAUUGGUGGGAAAGAUGUCGGAGGGAGCGUCGAGGGAGUCAAGAGAUUGCAGGCUGAGACUAUCGCUGCCUGGAAGGUUAUCGCGCUACUCGAAAGUGAAGGUGUGGGCGACGCGCCUACAGAACUUGACGAAGACGAAAGUGAUGACGAGUUCUUCGACGCUGAAGACGGCGGCGGAGUCAUGCUGGAUGUUGGUGACAGAGUGGCGGCGUACAAUUAG
This is a messenger RNA of Alternaria postmessia, 4320 nucleotides long. RefSeq lists its product as uncharacterized. The coding region runs from base 1 to 4320 and encodes 1439 amino acids. Gene Ontology annotation, molecular function: ATP binding; ribonuclease III activity; RNA binding. The record is from RefSeq and is a predicted model, not a curated record. Gene Ontology annotation, cellular component: RISC complex; nucleus; cytoplasm. The transcript has 8 exons. Gene Ontology annotation, biological process: siRNA processing. NCBI's taxonomy places the organism in Eukaryota, Fungi, Ascomycota, Dothideomycetes, Pleosporales, Pleosporaceae.